AAUCAAUUAUUAACAACUCAAACUAAAGAUCUUCUCUUUAAUAAUCGGCAUUUUUGUGAACCUGUUCAUCCACUCACACUUGUAGUACUGGCAAAUACAGCUGAAAAAGAUAUGGGUCAAGUGUUAGAUAAAGUCCAAGAGGAUUAGAAGAGUUUAUAUAUACUCUUAUAUAUUGGAGAUAAAGAUAUGCUUCUGCAAGCCAGUCCCAACAACUUCAUUUCCAGUAAAAAUUGGUUGAGUCCUGGUUCUGCGACAAGUUUUUGGCCUAAAACUGUGUGCCCAUGGUCUCAUAUUGAGCUGAAAAAGGAGAGGGCUUCAGUUAAUAGAUCAAGAAUACAGGCUUCUUUAACUGAGACUGCUAUUUUAUGGGCCGGAAGAGUUUUUAUUCAUUAUGCAUUGUUGAAAGUUGGUCUGGCUGGAUCAUCGGCUAGCCCACGUAUCCCAUCAGGCAAGCAGUGGAGACGAACACAGAUACAGAAGAUAUCCGACAAGGUUUUUGACCGUGUCAAAAAGGAAACUGGCCAUGAUGGUUUGACAUUUGAAGACCUAUACAUUGCUGUAUUACUUGUAUACAAUGAGAUUAACAAACGCUUACCCGGACCACAUUUUGACCCACCAUCCAAAGAACAAGUCAAAGCAUUAAUGCUGGAAUGUGAUCUUAACCUCGAUGGAGUACUGAACCGUGAAGAGUUUGUGAAAUUUGUCAAACAUUCGACGAAGGAUACAUUCUUCGUUGUUAGUCAGGGACUGAUUGUCACUUUGGCAGUGGCGCCAACUGUUGCAUUACUUACUAAGAGGUCAACCGAAGGAAUUCCCCAUGUCGGAAGAAUCGUGCAAAAGUUACCCACUUCAGUGUAUGCUUCCAUUAUCACACUCGCGGUUGUGCUGUUUCAGAAUUCAUCUCAGUCUAUCGAAUGAAAGCUGUGUUGAGUUGUUUGCUCUCUUCAGCUAUUCGACAUUGUAUAUACAACUGCCAGUCCUUGAUAUUAUUCCGUGCUAUUAAACUUCAAAUAGGCAAAUCUGUAACUUUGCCAGAUUUUUUGAAUAAACAUGAAAUUUUAUUUCAUGGUGAUAAUUCUUAUAUUGACAUUUUGUGAUCUA
Messenger RNA from Daucus carota subsp. sativus, 1101 nucleotides. RefSeq lists its product as uncharacterized. The transcript is spliced from 5 exons. Lineage: Eukaryota; Viridiplantae; Streptophyta; Magnoliopsida; Apiales; Apiaceae. The record is from RefSeq and is a predicted model, not a curated record. The coding region runs from base 187 to 918 and encodes 243 amino acids. Gene Ontology annotation, molecular function: calcium ion binding.